AGUACGGAUAAACAGUGCUCCCAGGAUUUAGCGUUCUAGUGGCUGUCCUAAGAUAUUAUUAGCGGUCAUCGUACGUGAGUGAAUUAGUGAACAUACCUACAAGAGUGUAACAGCUUUCAAGAGUAUGAAUAAUGUGAUAAGAUCAAUUUAAAUUUGAAUGAAUGCUGAGUGAGGGAGGGUAGCAGUCAGCUGAUCGGGCUGCUGGCACCAGUGUUGACACAAAAUAUCGAAACGUUGUUAACUGGGUCAAAGUUGUGAUCUUAAGUAAUAAUAAAUACAGAUAUUGGUGGGUUAUAGCAGCAGUGUCGUGAUAAGGUCAUAAACGAGUGAUUAUUAAGUAAAUACUGAAAGUGAGAAAAAAUUAGUCAGUCCCCAACUGUUGCUGUUGUGAAUGUAGUUAACAUCAGAUUUGUUAUGACCAUAAUACUGUACUAAAGAAAAAAGUGUGAAUACCAAGUAUUAAAAAAAUAAAAUAAAAACUUGAAUGCAUGAUAAAGUCGCUGAAGGAGUUACAAAGUGAAGGAGUUGAUAGCAGCCACCACCAGGAACCUCCACUGUGCAGACAUCACUUGUCUAUGUCUGUGUGGUCCGUGACUGGUGUGGCUGGUCGCUCCACGGACCUACCCUGCUACCUCACUCCCCGCACCCCGGGCGACGAGCCGAAGUUGAUCCUCUGGUACAAGGAGACUGUCCGGAGUCCGCUCUUCAGCCAUGACACGAGGUCACCACCCCAGUUGGAGGGGGAGGUGCGUGAGGGGGAGGGGGUGAUGACCGUGAGCAGGGGAGCAGCCACCCUCACCUACCACAAUGUCACCCCUAGCCACGCCGGCCUCUACGAGUGCAGGGUCGACUUCUACAACUCUCCGGCACUCUCGAACUUCGUCAACCUCACCGUGGUGGAGUUGCCGAAGAGUGUGCAGAUCCUGGACCGCCAGACAGGACCAGCCAAGAACGGGGUGCUGGGGCCGUACUAUACCGGCCAGACCAUUGUCAUCACCUGUAUCUCUCUUGAUGGCUGGCCGCUGCCCAACAUCACCUGGUGGAGGAACAAUCACAUCAUGGGAAGUGGUUGGGAGGUGACUGGACCUGGCCAGGUGCAGAGCGACCUGGUAAUCGAACAGGUGUCGCGAGACUGGCACAACCAGACGGUCACUUGUGCUGCUUCCAACACUCACUUGGCCUCUCCUGUCUCCGUCUCAGCGGUGAUACAGCUCUACUUGUUGCCGAGGAGUGUGGUGAUCCGAGGUCCCGGAGCCGUCCGUGAGGGCGCGCAGGCGCGGCUGGUGUGUGUGGCUGAGGGCUCCCGUCCACCACCAGCCAUCACCUGGCGGGUCAGGAGAGUCAUCCACAGAGCACACAUGACAGAAGAAGAAGGUUUGGUGAGCGUGUCAACGUUACUGGUGAACGUGAGUCGCCUUGAUGAUGGUGCCCUGGUGACUUGCUCAGCUGCCAACCCCUCGGUCUCCGCCUCAGCUAUCUCCAAUACUUCCAUCCUCGACGUGCAUUAUCCACCAUCAGUGUCGGUAUCGCUGGGUCGGUCGCUCAACCCACAGACACUGAAGGAGGGAGACGACGUAUACUUCACCUGCACCGUCGAUGCUAACCCCCCAGCCUCCGCCAUCACCUGGUACCACGAGGGCACGGUGCAAGUGCAGAACAUGACCUCCGGGGUCAUUCUCUCCGGGGACUCCCUCGUCUUGCAGAGAGUCAGUCGACGGAGGGCCGGCCAGUACAAGUGCUCAGCUUCCAACCCUCUGGCAACAGUCAUCAGUGCGCCUGUACACCUCAGGAUCAGAUAUAAACCCGAGUGCCUGACGUCCCCGACCACGUACUUCAUAUACGACAAACCCAUCAAUGUGACCUGUACCGUGUCCUCUCAUCCGCCGGUCCGGGCGGUCCACUGGCAGUGGAACAGCAGCAGUGAUGUGAUCAAAACACAGCUGGUUAGCGAACCUACGGAACGCCUGUCUACCCAGCUGACCGUCUACCCUAUAGAGACGUACGAAGACAGACUCCUGUCUUGCUGGGCCGUCAAUGAGAUGGGACGCCAACCCCUCGCAUGCGGCUUCUCCAUAAAAGUAGCAGAAAUGCCACUGCCUCUCUCCUCCUGUCGUCUGGCCAACAUCACUGCCUCCUCCCUCAGCCUCACCUGUCAACGACCCGAAGUAGCUACGGCAGGAACCACUCUCUACAGGGCUGAGGUAUACUUCGACAACAGGACGCUGUUCGCCAACGUCACGUCUACACGUCCCAACUUCAACGUCAGUGGUCUGGACGCUGGUACCAGCUAUCAGAUCAAGGUGUAUGUCACUCAUGGUCCUGUCACCUCCCAGCCCAUAGUGGUCUCUGCUUACACCUCUAGACCCUCCAGCCCGGGUUCCAGCAGGCUUGUGGCAGUGUGUUUCUUACUACACUCAGAGUCUGACUGACCUUCAUUAUUGUUCCAGCAGUCAUAGAAGAUGUCUCGUACUUGUGUGAAUAGAGCAGACAACUUCUGCUACAUUUGUGGUGAGGUGACCUUUGCAUCACAGAAGUGUUGUAUAACUGUUAUGGGUAAAAAAGCAUAUCACCUAUAUUUUGGAUGCAAGAUUGGUGACCAGGAUAAGAACUGGGCUCCGCACACAUGCUGCAACAAUUGUGCUUCUAACCUUCGCCAAUGGUUGAAGAGGAAAGGAAUGCCUUUUGCUGUGCCAGUGACAUGGCGGGAGCCAACAGACCAUACCAACAAUUGUUAUUUCUGCAUGGUACCUCCAGUACAAAAGGACUUGUCAAAGAAAAAAAUAGGGUCCACUGAAUAUCCAAGCAUUCCAUCAGCUAUUCGCCCAAUUCCACAUGGAGGUCUACCAGUCAGUGGCGGCUCGUGUGUAGGCACUGCGGAACUGCAGCACACUAUUUUCACUCGAUAUUAUCGAUAACAUCCAAUAUAAUGAGUUUUUUUUUAAUUCCUUUUUUAUACUUGUACAUUAUAUAGUCUUUAAGCUUGAUGUCAGUAGACAUCCCCCUAAUACCUGAAAAAUUACAAUCCUUGUAUGGAACUGUGCGCUACACAGUUCCAGCAACUCGAUGUUUGGCUGUUGUGCGCAUGUGAACAUGUCCGAAAUAAGAUGCUGCACGCUAGGUAGAGAGAGCACUGUCGCUGACGCAGUGCCGACCCUGUUAUGCAAGUGUAAGGUAGUGUUCCUUUUUGACUCAGUGACGUGUGUUGUGCUUAAAAAACAUGUACCAUAUUCUUGAAUGUGAUAGUGUAGAAUUAAAUGAUUAUCAUGCUUCCAGCUAUUUUAAUUCAUAGUUUUUUUCGGUUCUUUUAUUUUACAGAAAAUUUAAAUAAUUUAAUCAUGGCCUCCUUGCAUCCACAAGAAAUAAGUUCUGUGACUGUAAGUGAAUUUCAACAGCUUACGUUUUCACAGUUCUUUCUCCAUGAGAAAGUUACAGUUAAGAAAAGAGGCCGUUCAACACCUGAUAUUCAAAUAUCUCAGCCAGGAAUUAGCAACAAGAAGAAGUAUAUAUGCUUGUUUCGUUUUAGACAAUAUUAAAACAAUGGCUAAAAAAUUUCUGAAGCAGCAGCAGCACUAAUUUUAGCUACGAGCCGCCACUGGCUACCUGUUCCUGAUGCAAAUGGGGCACAAGAAUGCUUGCAGACUAUUGCUGGACAUUAGCAAGAGAUGAUUCUUCACCCACUAUAAAGGUCAAGUAAAAAGGCAGAGAGUAAGUAUGGAUUAGAGUUAAAAACAUACUGACACAUAUUGUACGUUAUAAUAAA
Molecule: messenger RNA, 3760 nt
Organism: Cherax quadricarinatus
Lineage: Eukaryota; Metazoa; Arthropoda; Malacostraca; Decapoda; Parastacidae
Source: RefSeq, a predicted model, not a curated record